ACCAAUACCCAAUAAUAAAAUGUAAAAUAUUCAUUCGAUUGAGAACCUUUGAACUAAUAGGACUUCAAAAAACCUGAAAAAUAACAAAAACAAUAAAUUUAAAAAAAUAUUCGGGAAAGAAAUAUACAAAAUAAUUUAAACAGAAAAAUUUGAAAAACUAGAAUCGAAUAGUGAUUUUUUUUUUUUUAAUAUAAAGCAAAAACUUUAAUAUUUUAAAAUGGGGGACCGUUACCGUCGGACACGUGACUAUUCCAGUACUGAUGAUGAUAUGGAGCUGAUGAUCCGUCCGACUAAGAGGCGUCGCCUGUUGCCCUCCAGAGUCAAGAUGCUGGACAACGAAACCGCCGUGGAGACCUUUGGGCGACUGAUGAAGGCACUGAGCAUCCAGAACGGCUGCUCCAUGGAGCUGAAGCUGGAGGACUUGUCGUACUUCUAUAACGACAAUCUGGAGGACAGCAAGCAGGCUGUCCUGCGCAUCCUGGCCUCCUGUGUGAUCGAUCAUCCGGCCCAUGCCAGUGCCUAUGCCACCUUUGUGGGUCUCCUGAAUAUCGGAAACUUCCAGUUUGGAGCCGAGUGCGUCCACUUUAUGAUGCACAAGCUGCGCACCUCCAUGGAGGACAAUCAGUGGAAGAAUUCCCACGGGAUCAUGGCCUUUAUAGUGGAACUGUUCAACUGCAAUGUGGUCACUUGCAAUUCGCUGAUCAGUCUGCUCACCUGCUUCCUGAGCGAGUGCGUCGAGGUGGAGGAGGGCGACGAAGUGUCUGAUAUAGUUCCGCAGGCUCGCCGGGAUUGGCUGGCCUUCUGUGUGCUGUCCACCCUUCCGUCGGUCGGCAAGGAGCUGCAACAGAAGUCGGCCAGCUUCCAGGGCCUUCUCCUCACGCUGCAGAUCUAUGUGAAGAAGCGCAUUCCGUUGCAUGCCGCGAUGCUGGGAAUCUGGAAUGGCGGCAGCGGUUGCGCCCAAAUGGACUACCUGGACCUGCUCUGGCAGCAGGUGGAGCGACUGCGGGAUCAGCAGUGGCUAGAGCCGGAGCACCAGCUCCUCCAGCGCCCGUACCUGGCCUUCGACGACACCCUGAGUGCCGCCCUGCAGCAUGUCCUGCCCCCCCUUAAGAUGCCAUCGCAUACCCAGAUCUCUGCCUAUCCCCCCGCCCGGGUGGUGUUCCGCAUUUUCGACUUCUUCACUUGCCCGGAUGGCCUGCAAAUGCCCCCUGUCCUGAGCGUGGAACGGCACCUGCUGGAGGUUCAAAUCCAGGAGAUCCUCAAGGUACAUCACUUGGAGCGCAAGCUCUGCUCCGAUCAUCUCUGCAACUAUGCCAAGUCGAAGCCCCUGAUGCCGGUCCACUUCUGUAUCGUGGAGGUGAUCCUGGGCGAGAUGCUGCAGCUGCCCACUUCGCCGUGGAUCACCCUCAACUAUGGCUCCAUCCUGGUGGAGCUGAGCAAGCGUCAGCCGGACAAGAUCCCGAUGGCAGUGAUGCAGGGGGCGGACAUCAUCUACGCCCAGCUGGAGUCCAUGAGCGUGGCCUGCUUCGACCGUCUGGUGAACUUCUUCUCCCACUACCUCAGCAACUUUGGCUUCAACUGGCACUGGGGCCAGUGGGGCAAGGGCUGUACUGGUGCCUCCGCCCUCAACAGCAGCCAGAUGUUCAGUUCCGGCGACUUCCAGACCAAGACGGUCUUCCUGCGGGAGCUCAUCAAGAAGUGUCGCCGGCUAUCCUAUCACCUGAACAUGACCCAGGUGCUACCGGAGAACAUGCUCCACUUCCUGCCACCACCUCCACAUCCCCAGUUCAAGUACAUAGAUGAGCUGGUGCCGGGAGCGAAGCUCUCCCAAUUGCUCCUGGAGGCGAUGAGGGGACGGAGGGCGGAGCCCACCGAGAUCAGCACCAUCCUGACGGGGAGUACUGAUCUGCAUCUUCUGAAGAUAAAUGUGAUGACCCAGGUGUGCCUCCACAUAGGCUCCAAGUCGUUCACUCACACCUUCGCCACCCUCACCCGAUACCAGACGGUCUUUAAGCAACUCAUCCAUAGCGAGUCGGAGCAACAUGCCAUUCUGAAGGGAGUCUUCGAGCUGUGGGCCGGAAACGAGCAGUUCAAGUACGUGGUGGUGGAGAAGCUCAUCCGAAUGCAGAUCGUGGAGGCCAAGUACGUGGUGACCUGGAUCUUUGCACCCCAGCUCCGCGUGGAACUCACCAAGAUGUACAUCUGGGAGCUGUUGCAUGCCACUGUCCGUACUGUGAAGCAUCCCUCCCGACUGCUGCCUCGGAAACGCAGUCCCGAAACGGUUAAGGCUUUGGAAGAAAUGGACGACACGGAGGUGGCCGUCAAGGGUAUUCUGCUGGAAAUCAUCCAUCGUUUCGUCAAGGUCCUGGCCGGAUCGACCGAGGGACCUGAGGGCUCCAAUACCCAUUACUGGUGCCAGUGGGUCCAGGGCAGGAUGCAGGAGUUCCUGUUCGUCUACUCGGAGGACUAUAAGAAGAUGGGCACCAAGCUGGUGAAGAUCUCCGAGGAGUCUGAUCUAAGGAAGGGCGUUAUCAAGACCAUUCAAGCCUUCCUAGCCUAUACCAUGUAGAUUUUUCGAGGAGAUAGGACAUUUUAAAGCAUGUUUUUAAGAUUUUCUAUCAUCUUCUAGUGGAAGUUCUAUAAGGAAAUUUUAAGAGAAUUAUUACCUUUAAGAGAGAUCUUUAAAUAAUUUAUAUAGUUAAUAUAUAUAAUAUAUGAAAAUAAUAUAUGUAUAUUAAUUGAUUCCAA
This is a messenger RNA of Drosophila ananassae, 2748 nucleotides long. Its product is annotated as nuclear cap-binding protein subunit 1. Gene Ontology annotation, biological process: nuclear-transcribed mRNA catabolic process, nonsense-mediated decay; mRNA export from nucleus. Bases 218 to 2569 code for a protein of 783 amino acids. The transcript is spliced from 2 exons. Lineage: Eukaryota; Metazoa; Arthropoda; Insecta; Diptera; Drosophilidae. Gene Ontology annotation, cellular component: nucleus; nuclear cap binding complex. Gene Ontology annotation, molecular function: protein binding; RNA cap binding; mRNA binding. The record is from RefSeq and is a predicted model, not a curated record.